AUGACGCGAGUCAUCGCGACGCUGCUGAGCGUCCUACUCGCGACGAUCCUCGCGUCCGCGUCCGCGUCGUCGCCGCCGCCGUCGCGGGGCUUGGAAGCCAUGGGCGCCGCCGCGUGCGCGGAGACGGAGGCGUUCUGCGAGAAGACCAUCUUACGCGCGCUGCGCGAGGACGCGAAGCUCCGCGCCUUCUUAGAGGACGUCCGACAGCGCGCGAUGUACCACUCCCCGGGCGACCUCGCCGGGUACGCGCACGCGGUCCCGAAUCCGACGAGCUUGCGGUUCCCGGAGCAGCUCGCGCUCGGGUGCUGCCUCGCCGCGGGGGAGUGCAAGACCGAUCUCCAGUACGCCGCGCCCGCGGACGGACCGGAAGAGACCGAGGAGGAGGAGGCGGAGGCGAUCGCGCGCGGAGAAGCGGACGCGAGGCGCGCCGCGGGGGAGAUUCUCCUCGCCGCGGCGUCGCACGAGGACGCGGGGAAGAUGCCCGCGGUGCAACUGCUGGGCGCGAACGCGCACGCGUGCGCGCCGCCGGCGGGCGAGUCCCGGUGCGGCGCCAAACUCGUGGACGCGUACAGAAGAGCCGGGAACGCCGGGUACGAGGUCGGGAACUUGCGCGCGGGCGAGGCGCUUCUCGCGCGAUUCAGCGGGUCGCUCAUCGCGGACGAGACCCUCGGGUGCCCGAGGGCGGACGCGAGGAACGAAGCCGGGGAUUUCGCGGACGCGGCGACGGCGCGCGCGUUGUUUAAGCAACUCUUAGCCUCGAACGAGCACGAUAAGAGAGCGUCGAAGCGGCUGAAGGAGCUGCGAGAGGCGGAGGAUCGCGUCGCGAGCGGGGACGGUCCGUCCGGGAAGCCGGACUUGGCGUACGCCGCCGCGGACGCGCUCGUGAACGCGGUGUUGAAGGGCGUCUUCGUGAUCGUCGUCGUCGUCGUCCCGUCGUUUUUGGCGAGGAACACGCGCUUCGCGCGCGCGGUCAGGGACGUCGCGUGGCGGUACAGCGGGUGCGCGAUGAUCGCGAGGCAGUUCCGACGCGAGCUCGAGUUCUUCAGGUUCGCGAAGCCGAGGGUGGUGAACGGCGGCCGAGCCGCGGCGCGCGUGGAGCGGCGACAGAGCGCGAAGAAGACGGCGAAGGCGGUGAUGAAGGAGGUCAUGAAAGCCGAGGCGAAGAAGAGCCUCUGA
Messenger RNA from Micromonas pusilla CCMP1545, 1176 nucleotides. RefSeq lists its product as uncharacterized. Bases 1 to 1176 code for a protein of 391 amino acids. Lineage: Eukaryota; Viridiplantae; Chlorophyta; Mamiellophyceae; Mamiellales; Mamiellaceae. The record is from RefSeq and is a predicted model, not a curated record. The transcript has a single exon.